AACAGGUAAACAAAAGAACUGAACUGUCAGUUUCGGAUUGAAUGAAAACAUCUUCACACGUGCGACUGGUGGUCCCUCCCGGACGCACAAUUUUUCAGAUUUUUUGUUUCAAGUUCUUCACUCAAAAUGACGUGCAUCGGCAAGGAAAAUAGUUACCUGAUCUACCGUGGAAGCAACUUUCUCAAGCAGCGACUGAUUCUUUCGACGCUGUCUGGCAAACCAAUCGAAAUACGGGACAUUCGGCUGCAAGAUGACACGGAUGGGCCCGGAUUGCGUGAGUACGAGACGGAUCUGCUCAAGCUGAUGGACAAGGUUACGAAUGGAACGCGCAUCAAGGUAGAUCGGUCCGGGUGUUCGUUCCAGUACGUUCCGGGAUUGUUGAACGGAGGUGCUUUUCAGCACGAUUGCUGUCCGGAACGGGGUAUUGGGUACUACCUGGACGUACUGCUGGCGCUGGGACCGUUUUGCAAGACGCCACUGGACGUGACGCUGACGGGUGUGACAAACAGCCCGGAGAGCCCUUCGGUGGACCAUAUCAAGGGAGCGGCUUUUGGGGCGUUGAAGCGGUUCCUGUUGGAUGGGGAAGGACUUGAGCUGACCAUUCGGAAGCGUGGGAUGAUGCCGGCAGGAGGUGGAGAGAUUACGUUCAAGUGUCCCGUGCGGAAAACGCUGAAGGCGAUUCAAUGUACAAAGCAGACGAUGGUGAAACGGAUCCGGGGAACCGCUUACUGCUGCAAGGUUUCUCCGGCGAUGGCCAACCGGGCGGUCGAGACGGCGAAAGGGACGAUGCUGAACUUUUUGCCGGACGUUUACAUCAACACCGAUCAGCACAAGGGCAAGCGAUCCGGAAACAGUCCUGGUUACGGAAUUAAUCUGGUCGCGGAAACAACGGACGGAACUCAAUAUGCUGCGGAAGCCAUUUCGAAGACGCUCGCAGACGGCGGGAACCCUUCGAUUCCGGAGGAAAUUGGCAAGGAGGCGGCCAUGAAGCUGCUGGACGAAAUCUACCGCGGCGGAUGUGUGGAUUCUACGUUUCAAUGGAUGGUCACACUGUACAUGGCGCUGGGUCAGAAGGACGUGUCGAAAUUUCUGAUUGGGCCGUUGUCGCAGUACACGAUCUACUUUCUGCAGCAUUUGAGGGAGUUUUUCGGUGUAACGUUCAAGCUGGAGAACGCAUCCGAGGAGGACGACUCGCUGGACGACGGAGACGAGAUGGCCGGAUCGAACAAGGUGAUGGUCACGUGCGUUGGCAUCGGUUAUAGUAAUUACAGCAAGAAAGUAAAUUAAACUCCGGUUGAGCAUUAUGUAAAUGA
Messenger RNA from Culex quinquefasciatus (southern house mosquito), 1313 nucleotides. It is a transcript of the gene Rtc1, whose product is annotated as probable RNA 3'-terminal phosphate cyclase-like protein. Bases 127 to 1287 code for a protein of 386 amino acids. Gene Ontology annotation, molecular function: RNA endonuclease activity. Gene Ontology annotation, cellular component: nucleolus. The transcript has 2 exons. NCBI's taxonomy places the organism in Eukaryota, Metazoa, Arthropoda, Insecta, Diptera, Culicidae. Gene Ontology annotation, biological process: endonucleolytic cleavage of tricistronic rRNA transcript (SSU-rRNA, 5.8S rRNA, LSU-rRNA); ribosome biogenesis. The record is from RefSeq and is a predicted model, not a curated record.